This is a messenger RNA of Vigna umbellata (rice bean), 486 nucleotides long. RefSeq names its product monothiol glutaredoxin-S10-like. NCBI's taxonomy places the organism in Eukaryota, Viridiplantae, Streptophyta, Magnoliopsida, Fabales, Fabaceae. The record is from RefSeq and is a predicted model, not a curated record.
UCCAACCACAUUAAAAAAUGGAACGCAUAACAAAGUUGGCAUCACAAAAGGCAGUGGUGAUCUUCAGCAAGAGUUCGUGCGGGAUGAGCCAUGCAAUAAAGAGGCUGUUUUACGAGCAGGGUGUGGGCCCUGCAAUCUAUGAACUUGAUGAAGACACAAGAGGGAAGGAAAUGGAAUGGGCUCUCAUGAGACUCGGCUGCAACCCUUCUGUCCCUGCUGUCUUCGUUGGUGGCAAGUUUGUCGGUUCAGCCAACACUGUCAUGACCCUUCACCUCAAUGGCUCACUCAAGAAAAUGCUCAGAGAUGCUGGUGCUCUAUGGCUCUAGAACAUUAACCUCAUACAAAUACAUUCUACCCUAAUGCACACACCUUCUCACAAACGCUGCUUUAAUUGUAUUAUAAACCUUCUUCUUUUUACUCCUGCGGCUUUUUCAACCUUCAUUCUACUCAAUAAUAUCUAGAGACUCUGCUCUUCUAUAUAAUCUU